CGGCUCCGGCGCAGAACACCACCAGAGCACCAGCCAUCCGAAGUCCAAGCCGGUCGUUGACUCCUCCGCGUGCGCGUUACUCUUGUCAAAAAUACACGUCGUCGUCGUCGCGCAAAGUUUCUGCGAAUAAAAUUGAAAACUAAAAACACCCGUACCAGUGUUGGACGCGCGCGUGUGCACCGCCGCGACGACGAUCCGCCGCGGGGCUGCAAAACGGAAAACACGCGCGCGCGACCAUAUACGACAACCUCGCGUAGCGCAGUAGCAAUCGGUCGUCCACCGCGCGCGUAUACACGGGACAUGACCGCUAUAGUAGCUGUCGUCCAGCCUGAUCACUCGUAACUACUCAUCAUAAACGCAGCCUGACACUGCAGCAGCUACAGCAGCUAUCGUUACCGGUGAACAGUCAUCAGGUCGAGUCGAACGGACGCCCGCGAUCGCCGUCACCAUGACCGUCACCGCCAAAGGAGUUCCUCGUUACCACCACCGGUCGUCUUCGUUCAAGUUAUUGCAUAUAAUUUAUGUACUAUCCAUGUGCAAGUAUACGUGGGCUGAACUUUGUGGCGGAAAUGGUGAAUCACUGAAAUACUUGCGGGGUGACGCGCUUACCGAUAAUUUGGAUUGCAUCGGUCCCAAUGGUAAACCUUAUCCUGAGUCGAUAGUAGCCGGCACUUAUAGACGCACCCACAACUGGGGAUCAUCAAGGACAGGACGCGACGCUUUUAACGCAGGCUCGAAACCUAGUCCCGAAACGGUACGAGAAACACUACUAAAAACCUAUAAAAUUAAUAAUCACAAUGAAGAUUACACGAUCAGUAGAACUGCCCGAGAAUAUGGAUCAACACCAGCAGCCAAUCGUGAACUAUGUCAAACGCCAAACAGACUGUGCCGCACCAGAUACAAUACGACUGCGCCCAUGUACGGUGUGUCACUGACGUCUGGCCAACCUGUGACUAUCGUUCAAAAAUUCCCGGAUCUGUUACAACAAGUCGUUUACGAAGUUUGCGAAUCAAACGAGUGCGACAUGGUCAGAGGAGAGUGUACGCAAACUUACGUACCAUACUUGUUCCUGGUAAUACCUUUGGGACCGGUGACACUGACCGGCCAGGAUUACGUGCUAGUGGAAAGUGGAUGCGUAUGCAAACCAAAGGGCUCCAGGUCCACCGCACACGAAUUGGUGUCUACUAUUCCGGCAAUGCCUCGUCCUUAGUGUGCGUUUAUAUUUAUAUAGGAAAGCAACCGUUUAAACGUCAUCGUAUACCAACAUAUAGAAGAAAAUACACCUCGCCGUUUAUACUAUAUUUAUAUUAUCAUAUCAUAUUAUUGUCGUGUACUAUAUAGUCCAUAUUAUUGUAUAUUAUAUUCUAUACAAUAAUAAAAUAUACCGUACUGUGAAUAGGUACUAUUCAAUAAAGUCACGAGAGUUUUUCAAAAAAA
Molecule: messenger RNA, 1437 nt
Organism: Acyrthosiphon pisum (pea aphid)
Lineage: Eukaryota; Metazoa; Arthropoda; Insecta; Hemiptera; Aphididae
Exons: 5
Coding region: 449-1210 (253 amino acids)
Source: RefSeq, a predicted model, not a curated record